Messenger RNA from Ostrinia furnacalis (Asian corn borer), 1225 nucleotides. RefSeq lists its product as uncharacterized. NCBI's taxonomy places the organism in Eukaryota, Metazoa, Arthropoda, Insecta, Lepidoptera, Crambidae. Bases 16 to 1077 code for a protein of 353 amino acids. The record is from RefSeq and is a predicted model, not a curated record. The transcript has a single exon.
CUUGGCAAAGACGUAAUGGAUACCUUAUCCUACUAUUUAUUUAGCGGUUACAACAUGAUGAGUGGCAGGCGGGCCAUGAAUGGCAAUCUAGACCCUAUACCUGACGAGGUAAAGUCCGCUUCUCUUUGCAAGAAACUGGAUUUCUGCAAGGGUAAACUAGAAAAGUUUGUGAACGAAUACGUCACUUCGUUAGCUCAAGGUAUCGAGGCUGUUUUUGACGGAAUCUUCAAUGAAAAAGCUGAAGCUAACUUGGAGAUGACGACACCAAUCUUUGGAAAGCUCAAAGGCUCUCUGAGUGAAGUAAGAAAGAUACUGAAGGUGGCAAAUGAUAAGGUAACGGAGGCUAAGGAAGCCUUCCUAUGGACGGCAGCCAUGAAGAAAAUCAGCUCAGUGUUCCAGAUGAAAUCAAUCACGUAUAUAGUCGAUAGAUUGGACAAAGAUGCUGAUGAAAUCAAAAAGAAACUGACACAGAAACUGGUCAUCAAUAUAGCUGCUGCCGAAGGGAGGGCAGAGAGGAAACUCUGUUACGAGUACCACAUCUGUUUGAGGGGUAUAGAAUGUACUAGAGCUCUGAAUAGUAUGCUAGAGAAAUUAAUCACAUUGCCUGAUGACAAGAUUAAGACUUUCAUGAAGGCAUUCUACGAGGCUCUGCCUGAAACUACCUUUUAUUCCCGCCUAAGUGAAGUAACAGCCAAUGAGCUUCAAAUAAUACUGAACGAUAUGGCGUAUUUCGACAAUGUACCGACUAGGGAAAUCCUUACGUCGAUUCAAACUACGGUCGAGAACAGAAUUAAUGUUUUAGACUCUAAUGCAGCUGCAAAGAAAGGCCAGGAUAUCCAAUUAGUCCAUAUUAUUCUGUCAGAUAUGGAUCAUAUUUAUAGUAGACAGAAGAAAGCACCUUUUCACCGUUUCCUGAACGAUUUCGCGGAAUGGACACGAGCUGGUGGUCGGAUUUCUACACACGUGGUUGACGUGGUCAAAGAUAUUGAAGACCAUUUGACAUCUACGUCAGAGGAUCUAGUGACGAAAUUAACAAAUGAAGUCAGAGUUUUUCUAGAAAUUACUGUAGACCCGUAGGACUUGAACGAAUAGAAGUUGAAAGUAGAAGUUUUUGGAUGAGAACACAAGUGUAGGUAUUAAUAGAUUAAGGCCGCCUAAACUGCACUCGUAUCUUUUCAACUUGCGUUUACUGUGAUUGGAUCUGUGAGGUGCACUUACAAUAAAA